GGCUUCAUUUUGACUGGCGCGGCGCUGCGGCCCAGAGCCGAGCGGGAACAGGAGGUGGGGCGGGGGGAAAGGCAGGCCGGCCAGCCGCCAGAAACACAGGAACACGGAGAUCCGGACACCCCCCAGCUCCUUCCCUGUACCAGCACCGCCGAAAACUGACAGAAAGACAGCCCCCGCCCCACCACAAUGACAGUGUAAUCGGGCCGAGUUGUUUUUAAAUUCAUCCCCCUGAUGUGUGUGUGGAGCCACGGCGGUUAACUUCAUUCCCCUCACCCUCUUCCCCGCCGACUCACUCUACUUGUUAAUUGCUCUUAUAUUUAUUUCUUUUAAUUUAUUUCUUAUUUUUAAUCCCCACCCAUCGUCACCCCCGGAAAAAAAAACAUUGACUAUACGCCGCUGGUGGAGCCGACAGAUUUUAUGUAUGAGAAGGUGCUGUUUAGGUGGAAUCUUGCUUGUUAUAGCUUUGGCAACACAAGUAUCCAAAAUUCAGCAAUAAAACCAUCAUCAACAUGGCCAAAGAUAUUGGGGUAAGAGAAACUAAUGGCGAAAUCAAAGUUUUUACAGAUCAGAAUGUUAGCCCAGCAAAAAUUGCAUUAGUGACAAUAGCAUCUACGCAUCUCACCACCCCAGGGAAACAAAUUUUGCCAAAAACAUUGGGGCUAUCAAAUGUUAGUAACGCUCCUCAGAUGAUAAUUAGCACACCUCAACGUCCACCAACGACAGCUACUCUAUUAGUGGAAAGCCCCCAUGGUCCUAGUCUACACAUGUUAACUCAGGUUGAGACAUCAGACACUUCUCCGUGGAGUACAGGUAAAAGGAACAAAAAGGGUGAAAAGAAUGGCAAAGGAUUGCGGCACUUCUCAAUGAAGGUUUGCGAAAAAGUGCAGCAGAAAGGAACAACUACCUACAAUGAAGUGGCAGAUGAGCUGGUGGCAGAAUUCAGUAAUACCAACAACCAGGAAUCUGGCUCUGAUGAACAGGGGUAUGAUCAAAAAAAUAUAAGACGUCGUGUAUAUGAUGCAUUGAAUGUGCUCAUGGCAAUGAACAUAAUCUCCAAAGAGAAGAAAGAAAUCAAGUGGAUAGGACUCCCCACAAAUUCAGCUCAAGAGUGUCAGAAUCUGGAGAUGGAGAAGCGGAGGAAACUGGAGAUGAUUAAACAGAAGCAGUUACAACUUAAGGAGUUGCUUCUGCAGCAAAUUGCCUUUAAGAACCUGGUUCAACGAAAUCGCCUUGUAGAGCAACAAUCUGGCAGGGUUCCUCCUCCCAAUACUGCCAUUCAACUGCCCUUCAUAUUGGUCAACACCAGCAAAAAAACAAUCAUAGACUGCAGUAUCUCUCCUGAUAAGUUUGAAUAUUUUUUUAACUUUGAUAAUACAUUUGAAAUCCAUGACGACAUUGAAAUUCUUAAAAGAAUGCGAAUGGCUUUUGGAUUGGAGUCUGGUGGCUGUUCUGCUGAUGAACUGAAGAUGGCUAAGAGCUUAGUACCCCAAGUCCUGGAACCAUAUGUAAUAGAAAUGGCUAAAGGAGUGCAAAAUGUUAACUCAGGCCCAAGUUCAGUGACAGCAUCUGCAUCUUCGUCAAGCUUCCAGUCUAGCAGAGCAUUUGGUGCCAGUGAUGCAAUAGUAGCCUUACCAACUGAUACCGAAGUGGCCUUAGUGACGAGUCAAGCACAAGGAAGUUUCAAUGGUACACACAGUUCUGAUCUGAGAAUGGAGACUCCUAUGUCCUAUAUUGAAGAUGAUGAUGAUGAAGAGGAUGAUGAUGAGGAGGAGUAUGAAUGAACUAAUGAUCAUUCUCCAUUCAUUCCUAUCUUUUGCUUAAAAUAGCAUCUCUGGAAAGAACUGUCACUGAGUCAGAGACCUUAAGAAUUGUUAUUUUGACUUGUAAGGGGUUUUAACUUAAUUCUAUUCUCUUCUAAUUUAAGCAUAAGAAACAUUGAAAACAGAAUUGUAGAGAUACUUUUCUGAACGAAAACAACAGUUGAAAUUUUAAAAAAGAAGUUUUUGCUUCUCUGAUCUAAAAGAGACUUGUUACUGCACCAAGUGCAGCUAUAAAAGUUACUAGGUGUUCAGUCACAUUUUGGAGCAAUAUUUCAGUAACAUCUCUGGCUUCAAAUGUGCUACCUAGUACUGAUGUUUACAUGUAGUUUUUUUUUCUCUCUCAGCUGAGCUGCUGGUUUAGCACCUUACAGCAACUAUGUCCCAUUACAGGGAGGAAGAAAUGGAGAUGGUUAUCUCCCCUCCUACAAGUUUGCCUCUGUUAGAUCGCUAGAUGGCAUUGAAAGUGGUUGCGGAUGGGGUCAAUAAUACGUUCCAACAUUUCAGUUUGAUGUGUUGAAUGAAAUUUGGAGCAGAUAAGAAAGGGUUAAAAAAAUUGUUAGUACUGAGACGAAAUUGAAGUGUUACUUGUACUUUAAAGGCUCUUUGCUGCUGCCAGAAAAGUUUGUAAAAAGCAAUCCUGUGAUUGGUUUUAGAAUUUCUGGUACUAGGUCAAAUAAAUAGUGCACUAUAUAGUUCUAUUUAGUAUAUUCCUGGAGCAGCAGUAAUGUAUGAAGUACUUUUAAAGCUUGACUUCACCUUUCAGACAUAAGUAUAGUGGUGUAUUCACUGAACAGAUGCAGAUCUUUUUACCCAUCUUAUCUUUGUAACCACCUACAAAUAAACGCUGAACAAAGCCUGUUGCGGAAUCAACAGUUUUUUUUGUAUUAAAUGCAUUCUUAAUUGAAAGAGCUUCCCUGAUGGCCUGUGAGAUUUUAAAACUUUUUGUGCAGUGGCUAUACAAAUGUUGUGUUUUCUGCAGCAGACAUAAAAGUUAGAUGUUUUACUUUGUGUUCUUUCUGGUUUGCUGGCUGUAGAAUUUGUUGACAGUGCAACCUGCUAGCACAGCAGCAGCUAUAGUACCAAUGCACUCAAUUGAUUCUCCAAUUGAGUAACUUUUUCCAGUGUUGCAUGUUGCUAUGGGGGAAAGGAGAAAACAUGAAAUGCUUUUCAAAUCUAAUUCCUAUAAAUUACAAGCUGAAUUGGAAUGCUUUUUCUUCUAAUCAACUCCUUUCUGGUGAAACAUGGUCAGUAAAGGAUAAAAGUUGGGUGCAGUUCUGGUUUAGGUUGGCUGAAGAUGAAGGCUGACUUUCUGAAUUGAUUUUGGCUAAUGUAAAGUCAAUGACCUGAUUGGUGCUAUUGAGUUGAGCUGUUUUUAUAAUUAAAGUAAUGGCUUGCUGAAUUGCUUCCUAAUUCCUUACGAUUUCCAUUGUGAAAAUCUGGUAUUUCCUCUCCGUAGUGGAAACAUACUUCCUGUUGAAUGUUGGUAAUGAGAAGUCUGAAAAUGAGAGUAUUUGGAACAAUUCUAUUUCUGAGUUAGUUGUUUUAGGAAGCCUUUUUGAAGAGAAAAUAGGGACAUGCAAAUCCGGCAUCUGGCUUGAAUUUUCUUGGUUAUUUUUUUUUGAAAGCAAAGAAAAUAGAAUCAAGUCUUGAAGAAUCCCUCAGAGGUAUUGUUUUUGCCCUACUUGCUUUGAGUAAAAGCAUGUUCACAUUUAGUUUUAUUAUCAAAACUUGUUUUACCUGUCAAGUUUUGUUCUCUCAAAGGUAUGAGUAUAAUAUCUCUAUAUUCAUUGAGGUUUGUUUCAUAACCUUCAGUUGAUGUAUUUUUCCAGAUGUUUUGUUACUACUAGGAGCAAUACAAAAUGCACUUCACUCUUCACGCAUUAUCUUAAUUGUAUACAUGAAAGUUGAACCUUGUCAGCCUUUAAGCACCAUUUAAAAUCAGAUAGCUGACAUUUCAAGGCCUAAGUGGAACUUUGUGUGUGUGUGAACCCAUGUGUGCGCCUCCCAGAUUUGCUUGAACAUUUGGAUCAAAUGAAAUAUGGAAACUGUGGCCCAAUAGAGACCUAAUAAACUGAGUCUUUAUUGUGAUUCUUAAAUUGAUUUUAAGGGAAUUUCCUGAAGCAGCUUUUUUGGACUUUUGUACGUUUACAGAAACUUGGUCUCAGAAUUUUCUAUAAACACUAGGUCUAUUUGUAGACCAUCUUGAGUAUAUUGAGAAGGCAAUAACUGGAAUAGGAAAUAUUUAAGACUGACAAGUCUCUAAAAAAAAAACACACCUGGAGCAAAGCAAUCUGCAAUAUAAAAAAUACGGUAUUUAAAAAAACAAAUUUAUGAAAUCCCGAAGGUGUAUAUUUUGUUUGAAUAAUGUGCUUCAGUGAUACAACGUCUUUUUUUUUCCUACAUUACAAACAAUGUAGUUACAGGUAAUUUUUCCCUGUCCUAAAGACUUGUUUAUGGUAGCAAAAUGAGGGUUGGGGAAGAGAUUGUAAAUGUUGAGACAAAAACCUAAUCACUCAAUGCUGCAGUAUAAUCUGUAAUUCAAACAUAUAAUUCUGUCUGCAUUGUUACAUACAAGGAUGUUGUUUUUAGUUUCAUGACUAUCAUUAAAAUUUAUAAGCUUGAAAUAAAAACAUAAUCUUAUAUUUGA
Hypanus sabinus (Atlantic stingray) is the source of this 4467-nucleotide messenger RNA. Its product is annotated as transcription factor Dp-1-like. The transcript has 12 exons. Gene Ontology annotation, molecular function: DNA-binding transcription factor activity, RNA polymerase II-specific; RNA polymerase II transcription regulatory region sequence-specific DNA binding. Gene Ontology annotation, cellular component: transcription regulator complex; nucleus. Bases 510 to 1781 code for a protein of 423 amino acids. NCBI's taxonomy places the organism in Eukaryota, Metazoa, Chordata, Chondrichthyes, Myliobatiformes, Dasyatidae. Gene Ontology annotation, biological process: regulation of cell cycle; regulation of transcription by RNA polymerase II. The record is from RefSeq and is a predicted model, not a curated record.